AUGGAAGUUAUGGAAGAAGGAAUUCUCAUGGAUCGUUUGCCGAUCUUAUUGCAACGAGAUAUGCAAUAUUAUGAGAAAAACAAGGAAGUUCUUCAGGAAACAAUUUGUCCCGGAGUUGUUGGAGGAAAAUUGGAUUUUCCUCGUUAUGCAUCAUUUGCUUCUGUUAAAAUUGUCUUAUGGCUUGAAGAUGAAUAUUAUCAAGCAUAUUUGAAAAAAUCAGGACUUUUGUGUUAUGAUACACUCAAUGAUGAAACGAUUCAUAGAGACGACGAGUCAUCAGUAUGCAUUGUAAAAUCUUCUGAUCCCGAGCGUUUUGUUUGGCUUGUAGCACGUACGUGUGAUGCUUUGCUUCAACAUAUCCAUGUUUUAUCACAAGAGGCAUUAGAUCAUGCUGAUUUGACUGUAUUGACAGCUGUAAUUGGCGCAGCUGCUUUGGUUAAAAACUGUCUUUGGGUUUAUUUGCAAUGUACCGAGAAGAAUGUUUGUCCUCCAAAAGGCGACGAAGAAGGCGGUUCUCUCAAAAUGAGUUACAAACAAUUGUCGGAAAUGACAGAAGCUCUUGCUGAGCGACUUCUUGAUUUGCAUUGUCGUUUAUUGUUGCUUUACAUUUUGCAAGAUGCUGAUUGUCUUCAUUGGGAGAAUCAACAACCGUUUUUCGAAUCUGAACGAGGCUCGUAUACGAUUCAAAUGUGGUGGCUUUAUAUGCAAGGAACAAAAAUGGAUUUGUGGAAUACUGUUCCGCCAACUAUGGGGCAACGUGUUUUCGCGGGAAUGUUAAAUGAAACUUUGACGGUUUUAACUGUGCGAUAUACGCAAACGUUGCCGAGUAAAGCUCGAGCGCAAUUGUUAAUGGUUGAUAUUUGUAAUAUUCUUCUUUGUUGCGGCGAACUUUUGCCUGCAAUUUGUGACAAUGGAGAAGCUUAUGUUGGUUUGAACAUUACGAAUCAACAUAAAAUUGUGAGAGAUAUUCAUUCAAAAUGUCAAGAACUCUUUUUAUGUCUCUUACUUCGAGGCAUUCCGAUUGGAGAUUUGUACAAAGUCUUGAGAAAAGGAACACAAUCUGUCGGAAUGUUUCAAGAACGCAUGGGAUUACCAUCGCCAUGGAUUUUGUUUGCUCUCUCGAAACUUUUUCCUGACAAACGUACGGGUCAUUAUGCAACUCGUUGUUCAGAAUUCACAAGCAGUACAGCAAUUACUCUCGAAUUGCGUGUUUUAAUGACAGCUCCUCAACCUUCAUGGCCUAUUUUGAUCAAAGUAUUGUUGAUGCGCGAAGCUACUUUGUCUUCUGUGAUCUUUCAUCAUUUGAUCGAAAAUCUUCCGAGUCAAGAAAAUUUCGUUCCGAGCUAUUUACAACCUUGUUUGAACAAAGAAACGAUGGAUGCCAAAUGCGAAGGCUUUUUAUGCGGCAAAGAAUGUAACGACAUUGGUCAUUGGGCUCUCAAUAAUCCAGAUCCUGUUGGACAAACAAAUUAUCAAGUUAUUAUGGGACUUACUUACAUUAUUGUCAUGACAGGCAAAGCAAGCGAUAUUCAACGAACAUUGAUUUCUGCUCUCGAAAAGGCUCCGAAUGUUGAAUGGGCUGCUUGUUUGGAUCGUCGUGAUGUUUGGAAUCAAAAACGUCAACCAUGGUUAGAAGCUAUUAUAUAUCUCGUUUAUCCGAUUCUCGAUUCGAUCGUUCAAAUGUUAAUACAAGCAGUUCAAACAGGCGCUACAAUUUAUCAAGCGAUGAGUUUGUCGAUUUCUUGUUUUCAAGAAAUGUGGGAUGGAAUUCCAGAUUGUUUGUUUAUCGUAACUUCGAUGCUUCAAGAGAUAAUUCCUGCUGAUAUUCGACCAUUGGGAGAUUCUUGUCUCGUUCACGUAUUAUACAGUGCUUUAUAUACCAAACUUCUUGAAAAUGCAACGGGCGUUAAUGAAGAAAAAUUUGCGAAUAAAGCUUCAAUUUGUCAAACGUUAGCAGAAGCAAUUUGCGCCAUUGACGAAGACAACAAACACACAGAGAAAAUUCAAGAGCUUCUGAAUCAAGCGAAAGAAACGUUACGCAAUAUGAGUGUUAUUGAAGUUGAUUUGGAUGAACCUGAGCCAAUUACGGGACAAAGUAUGGCGAGCGGAUCAAAAGCUGUCGAUGAACUUCUUGAACCAAUAAUGCGUCCCGCACCAACAAGUAGUCGAGCUGAAGAAGAAUUUGAUGUCGAAAUUGCCGAUUACAUCUCCGAAAUUCUUGCAAGCGAUAUUCUCACGCAAGAUAUUGGCAAACAAAGUGUCAAAAUGAUUUACAUGUAUAUGCGGAACAACGUCGAUUGGAUUUACGAAAAACUCGGAGUGAAAUCGCAUGAACCAAAUGUUGAACCUCCAAAUGGGCAAGAGUUACAUUACAUUCCUCCAAAAUUGCUUCAUAUGAUGUUCCAUAUUGGCGAAGAGCCUUUCGAUCAAUUGUUAACGGGCAACUUGAAGAUUGACUAUACAAAUUGGUUUCAAACGCCGAUGUCAAUGACGCCCGAUCGUGCAUGGCUUCAAGUCAAAAUGCGAUGGGAAUUCCAAGAAAAUGCGCAAUUGAAUGCACUUGACUCACAAAUGGUCGCCUAUAUAACGUCACAACUCAAAACGAGCACAACUUAAAUGUUUUUUUUUCACAUUUAAAGUUUAUUACAGUACUUUUUCCCCCUUUUUAACGUCAGUUUAGAAACUAGAAUGUUCAUGUAGUAAGCUUACAAGUGUUUUAAGACAUCUCUCACACCGGAAAUACAAACAACACGA
Culicoides brevitarsis is the source of this 2754-nucleotide messenger RNA. RefSeq lists its product as uncharacterized. Bases 1 to 2616 code for a protein of 871 amino acids. The transcript has 5 exons. Lineage: Eukaryota; Metazoa; Arthropoda; Insecta; Diptera; Ceratopogonidae. The record is from RefSeq and is a predicted model, not a curated record.